AUGGCGGCGCUGCGGAGGCUGCUUCUGACAGCUCCGCAAACAAGCCUGGUCGCCAUCAGAUGUGCUUCUAAGAAAACUGGGGGCAGCACAAAAAACCUGGGUGGCCGCAGUCCUGGGAAGCGCUAUGGUUUCAAAAAAGUAGAAGGUGAAUUUGUGCACGCAGGCAACAUUUUGGCCACGCAGCGGUUGAUACGCUGGCACCCGGGGGCUCACGUGGGGAUGGGCCGUAACAAGACGCUCUACGCCCUGGAGGACGGCAUUGUGAGGUACACCAAAGAGGUCUACGUGCCUCCGCCCCGCAGCACCGAGAGCAGGGAAGUGAUCUGCCGGCUGCCCCAGGGAGCAAUUCUGUAUAAAUCUUUUAUCAGUGUUGUCCCUACCAAGGAAGUAGGAAGCUUUAAACUGGUCACCAUGCUCUGA
This is a messenger RNA of Merops nubicus (carmine bee-eater), 420 nucleotides long. It is a transcript of the gene MRPL27, whose product is annotated as mitochondrial ribosomal protein L27. Gene Ontology annotation, molecular function: structural constituent of ribosome. The transcript has 4 exons. Gene Ontology annotation, biological process: translation. NCBI's taxonomy places the organism in Eukaryota, Metazoa, Chordata, Aves, Coraciiformes, Meropidae. Gene Ontology annotation, cellular component: ribosome; mitochondrial large ribosomal subunit. The record is from RefSeq and is a predicted model, not a curated record. The coding region runs from base 1 to 420 and encodes 139 amino acids.